AUGAAGUUCAUAUCAUACUUUCUUUCAAUUGCUAUCCCAGCGACUACCGCAGCCAGCGUCUUUGCCGGCUCCAACCUCUACUAUGCUGCAGGCUUGACCUCCACGCAGCAGGAUACCCUGUUCACCGGUCUCCAAAGUGCAGGCGUAAAGGUCCUCCGCGUCUGGCUUGAUGGGCAGUCCAACGCCCAGAAAGGAACCCAGCUGAACCCAUUCCCCAGUCUCGAGGGCGACGCCCCCGGGACCUGGGAUGACACCGUCCUCAACCGCCUCGACGACGUCAUGUACAAGGCGCACCAGUACGGCAUCAAGCUGCUGAUCUCGAUCCAUAGCUACAAUGCGUUGUCUACCAACUCGGACUUUUACGGCAAGUGGUACGGCACCGGAGACUUCUACACCGAUACCCAUGCUAUCGCCUACUUCAAGAACCGCAUUGCCCAUGUGCUGGCCCAUGUCAACCCGCAUAAUGGGAAGACCUGGGCGCAGAGCUCGGAGUAUAUCUUUGCGUUUGAGGCGCAGAAUGAGGCGAUGCACGAUCAGGAAAACCCCUCUGCCCUGACAACCUGGCAAUGCACAAUGGCGCAAGCUCUGAAAAGCGGUCUCAACGGCAACACCGGCAUCCUAGUGACAACAGGCGGCGGCGCCUAUCUGGCCAACUCCCUGCUCGAUCCGUACUUCUCCUGCUUCGCACUGGACGUCCUCGCAAUCCACGCAUAUGGUACCAGCGACUUCACAACCAGCACGCUGAAGCCCUACGUCUCGAAAGCACUCGCCAGCGGGAAGAAGCUCAUCAUGCAGGAAUGGGGCGCGUGCUACUACGGCUCCGUGAACAACCGCUGCAACCCGAGCGCCCCACUAUCCCAGAGCAGUCGUGAUGGUAAUAUCAAGUCCUGGGCGAGCAGUAUUGCGGCGGCGGGUAUCCCGUGGUUUUACUGGCAGAUUUUGCCGAAUGAGGACCCGCAUCAUGAUUGGGAUUAUGAGGUCGGUAUUGAUGGGGUGAACUGGGCGGCGCUGCAGAGUGCUGGGAAUGCGGCGGCGAAUUAUACGGCUGCUUUUGAAUUUUUCCCCCUGGUUGUUGUAAUCGAUUUGGAGCAGCAACAUUGGGACCCCGACACCAACACCAAACUACAUAGAACUGUCCCCCUCGCAAGAUUCUUCCCUGAUAACACAUUUCAUCUCGGUCACUUUAUUGUAUUCCUUGCCCAAAGCCCCCAUCACAUACAAUUCACGCAAAUGGCCAGCCUAGUUUCCGUCCCCGUGACUCUCCCGGACGACAAAAUCCCGACUAAAACCAACAUCAGAGACAUUAUCGGCACAUUCCUAACAAACGAAUGGCCCUCUGCGGACCCAGAAACCCUUCGCAUGUCAUAUCGUGCAUCAUUUGCCAACGCGCACUGUCCCGUGGAGCGACCGAAGGCCGCACCCGAUACACCCACUGAACCGUUGAAAGUGUUUAUCAAAUUCCACCGCGACACCGCGGGGGAUCUCGAGAUCUUCAAGCACCUGGUCCCGACGAAACAGGAGGAGGCACUGUUCUGCUAUGAGUAUGGUCGCACGGGACUCGGAGCGAAGGUCUAUGGGUUUUUCAAGACACAGGAUGGCACGCUUGGGAGGGUCGAUGAGUUCCUCGAUGCACGCAACAUGCGGCCGGAGGAUGUCGAGAACGCGGAGAUCCGGGCGGAUGUUGCUAAGGCACUGGCGAUGUUUCAUACCCUGGAGUGUUCGUUGAAGAAAAGGCCAGUGGGAUCAUACUAUGAAACCAUCGUUGGUGGACUUGGGUGCUACCAUAAGGCGGACAAGUUGAAGGCGCUGGGAAAGGAGGGAGGGGUCAGGAUCGAUGAUCUAGUGGACUACGACUUUGGGACGAAGCUGCGGAAUGUCGUGGAGAAGCUGGAAUCCAUAGGAGGGAAGAAAGGAUGGUGCAUACAUGACGUGCAGUUCAUGAACGUGAUGGUCAGAAACGAGCCCAAGGACAGGGAGAGUCGAGUCGUCCUGAUUGACUUCGAGUUUGUGACGCAGAACUACCGAGCGUUUGACAUCGGUGGGCACUUUAUGCAAAAGAUGUUCCAAUGGUUUGACGAGGACAGCAGGAUGUCGGCUUGCAGGAAAUAUACAGAGGAAGAAAAGAGACACUUCUGUGAUGAGUACGCCAAACAAUGGAACAAGCAGACAGGUGAUUCAGAUACCGGGGCCCAGGUGUUCUUGGAAGCCGAGUACGGAUUUCUGCUGGCCAUUACUUUCGACAUCCACAACAUGCUGUGCUUCAUGGCGAAGCAAAACGACCGCAAUCCCCUGGAUUUGUUUGCGCUCAACAAGCUAUUCGACGAGUUUGUGGAGCAGUAUGCCAAGCUCGGCAUAGAAGAAUCGUGA
This is a messenger RNA of Aspergillus terreus NIH2624, 2367 nucleotides long. RefSeq names its product putative choline kinase. Gene Ontology annotation, cellular component: cytoplasm. The coding region runs from base 1 to 2367 and encodes 788 amino acids. Lineage: Eukaryota; Fungi; Ascomycota; Eurotiomycetes; Eurotiales; Aspergillaceae. Gene Ontology annotation, molecular function: choline kinase activity; ethanolamine kinase activity; hydrolase activity, hydrolyzing O-glycosyl compounds. The transcript is spliced from 4 exons. Gene Ontology annotation, biological process: phosphatidylethanolamine biosynthetic process; phosphatidylcholine biosynthetic process. The record is from RefSeq and is a predicted model, not a curated record.